UAAUUAAACAAUGGAAUUUCGCCGAGGUCAACGGGCAGGUACGACAAGAAUCAGUUAUCGAGGUUAUAAUUUUCAUCGGGAUUCGCGCUACAAUGGAGUAAUACAGCGCUAUGUAUGCGCCGCGAGAACGACAGCUGAACGAUGUCGAGUAAAAUUAUGGCGAUACGGAAAUAAUGAACCAAUUUUGGACGGCCGACACUAUCAUAAUAAGCCAACAAUAAAUGAGCGAGCUGAAGUAAUUAAUGAGUUGCGACGAAGGGCUAUGACGAAUAAUGAUGCGCCAAAUAUGAUAGCAGAGGCUGUAUUUAGAAGGUUCCCUAUUGCGAGAGCAUUCGAUAUGACUCCAGAAGCCGCCAGACGACAUAUCUACUGAGAGAGACGUCUUUAUUUGCCUCCAUUACCCAGAAAUUUUGAAGAGCUCGGAGAUAUGCUCAUUGAAUAUCCAGCUGUCAUUGACAUUUUUCGUGAUACUACCGUAGCUACGAAUGGUUCAAUAGCGCAUAUUUUUGCAUCAAAUAAUAUGAUGAACAGAUUAAAUACCGUUACAGAGUUGUUUAUAGACGGAACUUUUAGAGUAAAUAUUAACUGAAUAUUACAUAAUAAAUUUUGCAUGGGAAUUUAUAUUUAUCCGUUUUUAUGAAUCGAUAUUUAUCGAUUAUUCUGACAAUGAAAUAAAACAUAGUAAAUGUAUAAAGAAUAUAAUCUGAUUUAAUACCAUAUAGGCUUUGUAACCAGAUCAAGUCGCAACCUAGUAACUGUUAAAGCUAUUAAAUCUAUUUAUUUUUCCCUGGUUAGGUCGCGUCUUGAAUAUGCCACAGUUGUAUGGUCUCCAAUCUAUGAAAUAUACAGUAAUAAAAUUGAUAAAGUCCAACAUAAAUUUCUCAAGUUCAUGUCCUGGAAAAUGGAUCGUGUUUAUCCUAAACCAGGCAUGGAUAGGAAAGAGCUUUGUAGUAGAUUCCAUAUGAUUACAUUAAAAGAUCGUAGACUCUGUGCAUGCGCCAUCUUCUUGACGCGGCUGAUUCAGGGGAAGGUGGAUUUUGAACGUCUGGCAGACUCUAUUACUAUUACUUUUAGAGCCUCGACCUGGAGGGAUAGUACUCCCUUCCAACUUCCACUCGCUGGCACCAACUUUGCUACAUCUGCCCCCAUAUACCGAUUAAUAAGUGCCUUCAAUACUUUUUACAAGAUAGAUAACAGUUUGGAUGUUUAUAAAAUAAGUAGUUCUGAAUGUUUUUCAAAACUUUGUAUGUCAAACAUUGUAUAAACUGGAGCAAAAUAUUUACUUUUGAUAGUUAAUUAUAUAGUGACUUAUCAUAAUAUUAAUUUUAAAUUAAACACAUUGUAUUAAAUUGUAUGUAACAUGGAACC
This is a messenger RNA of Cotesia glomerata, 1368 nucleotides long. RefSeq lists its product as uncharacterized. Bases 11 to 373 code for a protein of 120 amino acids. The record is from RefSeq and is a predicted model, not a curated record. Lineage: Eukaryota; Metazoa; Arthropoda; Insecta; Hymenoptera; Braconidae. The transcript has 2 exons.